Messenger RNA from Dentiscutata erythropus, 1751 nucleotides. The record is from the annotation of a GenBank genome assembly. NCBI's taxonomy places the organism in Eukaryota, Fungi, Glomeromycota, Glomeromycetes, Diversisporales, Gigasporaceae.
GACUUAAGGCAUAUCCGGAAGAACAACAGGACAAAAGACGGGAAAACAGAUCCAUAAUAGUAGUUGAAAGUGAACCUAUGUUAGAAGAUAAAGUUGUCAUUGAUAACUUUAUAGAAAAUAGACCUGAUGAAAACCAACUUAUAGAAUACGAACUAGUAAAAACUGUGUCAGAAGGUGAAGAAGUGGAAGAUAGAGAUGAGCCUGUGGAAAGUUCUAGAAAUCUUGAGAACAUUGAUGAAAGUAAUACACCUGUAGAGCUAUUUGUUGGAAAAAAGUUUGAUUUCUGGCUACUUGCGGAACAAUGUUUAAAAGAAUAUAGAUGGCAGAAUGGAUUUGUAGUAACUCGAUAUAGGGUUGAAUAUUAUAGAUCUCGAUUAACUAUAUCAGAAAUAAACAACUCUGUACAUAUAACUUUUAUUGAUCUUAAACAUAAUCAUGUUAUUAAUGUUGAUAAUGUAAGAUUCGCAACAGCAUUUCGAAAGUUUGAUGAGUCUAUAAUGAGUGAAAUUGAGCAUGCUGUUGUAUAUGGACACUGUGAUGCAUAUAUUAUAAGAAAUUUGUUACAACCUUUGUUUCCAAAUCAACUUUUUCUUACACAGAACCUAUCUAAUACCAUCCAAAAAAUCAAACGUGAAAAAAGAGUCGUUGGAUCUGAUGCAUCUCAUUUAUUAAAAUUUUUAUUACAACAGCAAAAAGAAGAUUCUAUAAUGUUUGUUCAACCUUUAAUAAAUGCAGACAAUGCAACUAACACUAAACCACGAGUUAUAAUGACCGAUAUGGAUCCUGCAAUGGAUGCGGCAUGUCAAUAUAAUUUUAAAGAAUUUAUUUUUGACUUUUGGAAAACACGAAAUUCAUUGUGUAUUGAAGUUUUUGAGCAUCGAUUUAGAUCUUUAUUAGAGAAGUAUCCUGCUGGAAUGCAAUCUACCCAGCAUGUUGAGUCAAUAAAUGCCAUUAUUCAUAAGUCAGUUGCUUCUAGUUCUAGUAUGUAUGAUGUGGUUGAAGCUUUAGAACUUCAUAUGCAAAGAGAAUUAUUAAAUAAAAGCUUUAUUGAAUGGAAGCACAAAUCAAUAAAUCAACAUCAAUUGUUUAUUGUAGAGAGGUUCUUCAGUAAAAUUAGUAGUACAAUUCAAAAAUACUUCACAUUACGAAUAAUUGAGGAAAUUCAAAAGCAAAUGUGUGAAUCGGUAUUUUAUAAAUGCGAAAAAUUGGAUAUUAGUCAUGCUUUUGAAUUCGAAAACCAAGACCCAAACGAAUAUAAUAAAUAUAAUGAAUUAAAUGAUGAUCAAAUAGAUAAUCAAAAUGAAAUGUUAGAAAGUAUUGAGGAUUAUUAUGAUAUUCAACAGACUUAUCUAAAGGCACUUUUAAGCUUAGUUUCAAGAAAGUCAAUUAAAGAAAAACGUCAAGGUGAAAAUAAUGGGCAAAGUUUUAUUCCUAGACAUUAUCAUAAUGUUCAAGAAGUUCAAGUUCAGAAUCGUUUGCAAAAAAAAAUAGAUUAUGGUCGCAUUAUGGGUCAUUUUAAAAAGGCUCUAAACUAUUCAUUAGAAGACAAAGAUCAAGAUAAUUUAGAUGUUUUAUCUAGUAUCAAGUUACCUGAUGGGCGAAUUUAUAAUGUUGAUGACAUUGAAGACCCAAUUGCACAAGUGUCUGUUGAUGAUGUUGAUAGCGAAAAUAGUGCAAAUAGACGUAAAUAUAGAUUGUAUUACAAAACAGGUCAUUAUGCUCCUAGAUGCCCUAAUAAAGAGAAUAAUUAA